Messenger RNA from Rotaria socialis, 558 nucleotides. The record is from the annotation of a GenBank genome assembly. NCBI's taxonomy places the organism in Eukaryota, Metazoa, Rotifera, Eurotatoria, Philodinida, Philodinidae.
AUGAAGUCAAUCAUUAUUCUAUCAUUAGUUCUUAUUGUUUAUGUUCUCGGUAGCGAAGGUUUUCUUUUUUCUAAAAAAAAUGAUACAUCUGGGCACACGAAAGCACCGAAGAAAGAAAAAUGCAUGAUUGUUAAGGGUAAAGGAAAAAAUUUUGUUGGUGAUAUUAUUCAUAUACACAAAGAUUUUGCUCCAACAUUGAAAAUAAUUGAUAAUAUUGCUAAGCAAUGUGACAUUAAAUUAUCAAUCAAAGGUUCUUAUGAACCAGUAGCAGAUCCAUCCAAAGCGCUAAGAUUUAAUGCAGCCAACGUUGGUAAACAACUUACAUUUGUCAUUAUGGAUAAAACGGGAAAGAGAUUAAUCUGCAAUAAAAUUUGUCUUACUAAAGAAGGUGAAAAAGUUGCAGAGGUUAAAUGUCUUGCUAUUAAUUUACGUAAACAAAAUUUAACUUAUGCUCCUCAUGGAGAAGCAGGUACACUCAGUGAUGGAUCUGAUACAAAAGUCGGUUUCACUGAUGUUGCUCGACGUAUUCAAGAAGCAUGCAAAGGUGUCAAAAUUUAA